Molecule: messenger RNA, 489 nt
Organism: Physella acuta
Lineage: Eukaryota; Metazoa; Mollusca; Gastropoda; Physidae
Product: ras-related protein Rab-37-like
Molecular function (GO): GTPase activity; GTP binding
Source: RefSeq, a predicted model, not a curated record
AUGUAUGUCGAGUGUAGCGUUAAAAAUGAUGCCAACGUCGACCUGGUGUUCACAUCGUUGGCAAGCAAGUUCGCCGAUCGCGUGCCUGUCCAACAGGAAGAGCCGGUACGUUUAGAAUCAGAGACAUUUUACCAGGUUCCCUGCUUUGUGUUUGACCUGUCGAUAAAGUCCAGCUUCGACAACAUCCAACGUUGGUUGAACCAGGUUCACGAAUAUGCUGGAGAAAAUGUUGACAUUGUACUGGUCGGCAACAAGGUUGACCUGGCCGAGAGUCGAGCCAUAGACCACGAGACGGCCUCAUCCCUGGCCCAGACCAUUGGGGCCAUGUAUGUUGAGUGUAGCGCUAAAACAGGGGGCCAACGUCGACCUGGUGUUUACAUCGCUGGCAAGCAAAGAGACAACUCUCAGUGUAAAUUGUGUUACAGAUGUCACGUGCUUGCUUCCAGUUGCUGUCUGGUCCAAGCAGACGAUACUGUGCUGAGAACAUAG